Molecule: messenger RNA, 1770 nt
Organism: Bufo bufo (common toad)
Lineage: Eukaryota; Metazoa; Chordata; Amphibia; Anura; Bufonidae
Gene: NARS2
Product: asparaginyl-tRNA synthetase 2, mitochondrial
Biological process (GO): asparaginyl-tRNA aminoacylation
Cellular component (GO): mitochondrion
Molecular function (GO): asparagine-tRNA ligase activity; ATP binding; nucleic acid binding
Source: RefSeq, a predicted model, not a curated record
AAAUGGCCGACGAUUUAUUUUUCCGCCUUCUUUCUUUCAAUGAUUUUGUGGAUGUAGUCGGGGCCUGCAGCCGGUGACAAGUGUGAAGAAGCCCCAGCAGUGCAGUGUGAGGGACCGUGAACCUCAUCAGAAGGUCCUCCACUGCCUGAUGCCAUGUAUGCUCCCAGGAAGCUGAUGUUCUCCCUCCUCGGACGAUGUCCUUGGCGUCAUUGUCACCGGAGGCACAGCACGGCAGCCGCCAAGCUAAGCGUGCGUGAAGCUCUUGUGGCAAAUGUUGAAGAAGGUGCAAAGAAUAUAAAAAUCCAGGGCUGGGUCCGCUCCGUCCGCUCACAGAAAGAGGUUUUAUUCCUGCAUGUGAAUGAUGGCACCUCACUGGAAAGUCUCCAGAUUGUGGCCGAGCCGGGUCUUCAGAGCAGUGCGAUCAGUUUCGGCAGUUCGGUAGAAGUCAGUGGUGCGUUGGUGAAGAGCCCCAGCAAAAAACAGAAUGUGGAGCUGAAGGCCGAGGAGAUUCGUGUAACAGGAGACUGUGACUCCAAGGAAUUUCCCUUUAAAAUUAAAGAACAUCACCCUCCAGAAUAUGUCCGCCAGUUUCCUCACCUCCGCUGCAGGACAAACGCAUUUGGUUCGUUACUCAGGGUCCGCAGUGAAGCCACGUCGGCCAUCCACCAGUUCUUCAAGAGUAAUGGAUACGUUCACAUCCACACCCCCAUAAUUACCUCUAACGACUGUGAGGGCGCCGGAGAACUCUUCCAGGUGGAGGCUUCAAACAGAGACGGCACGCAGGAGGAUGGCGGCUUUUUUGGAGUCCCCGCUUACCUUACUGUGUCUGGACAACUGCACCUGGAGGUCAUAUCAGGGGGGUUCAGGAAAGCCUUCACCUUUGGCCCCACAUUUCGAGCAGAGAAUUCCCAGAGUCGGAGGCAUCUGGCCGAGUUCUACAUGGUGGAAGCAGAAGUCUCCUUCACAGAGAGCUUGGAGGACAUACUGCAGGUGAUGGAGAAUCUAUUUAAAGACACAACCACAACGUUACUGUCCAAUUGCCCUGACGAGAUGAACUUUUUCUUUAAACAUGUAUCGCCGGGACAGCAGGGCCGGCUGGAGAGAAUGACAAAGAACAAGUUUAUUGUGAUGUCUUAUACCGAAGCCCUAGAAAUUCUCAAGAAAGCGGCGACUUCAUUUCAGCACAAAACCGAGUGGGGCUGCGACUUGCAGACAGAACACGAGAAGUAUUUGGUCAGGCACUGCGGCGAUUUCCCCGUGUUCGUCAUCAACUACCCGUAUGACCUCAAGCCAUUCUACGCCCGUGACAAUGAAGACGGACCUCAGCGUACGGUGGCCGCUGUGGAUCUGCUCGUUCCAGGGAUCGGAGAGCUUUUCGGUGGGAGCCUGAGAGAAGAGAGACUUCACAUCCUGCAGUCACGUCUGGACACGUUAGGACUGGCAGAUACAUACCAGUGGUAUCUAGAUUUACGUCGGUAUGGCUCUGUUCCACACGGCGGUUUCGGCAUGGGAUUUGAGCGAUACCUGCAGUGCGUUCUGGGAAUCGACAAUAUCAAAGAUGUCAUUCCAUUUCCAAGAUUUCCCUAUUCAUGCCUUUUAUGAGACCACCUGGACAUAGGACGUGAUGAUGAAUGGUCAGACCGAGGAACGUCUGUGAGAAGACCCAUAACGUCAUGGCCAAAAACAUCAAGGAACUGUUGAACAUUGUCCAUGAAGGACCAGAUUUUUUGGGCCAAAUUUAUAAUAAAAAAAUAAAAAAACAUAACUUUA